CUUAAGAAUCAGAGAGUAAAGAGAGACUGCUCAGCCUUGUUCAUUCAGAGAGACGUAUAGAUCGACCGGAUAGAAUAAUCGUGGGGAGAAGAAAAGGGAUCAUCAUAUAAUGGCGACCAUGAAGCUGGGUUCCAAGCCGGAGAUCUUCGUCCUUGAAGGCCUCACAUGGAGAUGCAUGACGGAGCUCGAGAGUGAUGUUGUGGUCGAAGUGGGAGAGGUUUCCUUCUACCUCCACAAGUUCCCUCUGCUGAGCCGGAGCGGCGUGCUGCAGCGGCUGAUCAGCGAGUAUCAUCCCCUGUCGGACGGCGCCGGGGUCGCCGGAAUGUGCACCCUGCAGCUGGACGACAUCCCGGGCGGCGCCAAGGCGUUCGAGCUGGCCGCCCGGUUCUGCUACGACGUGAAGAUCGAGCUGAGCGCGCAGAACGUGGUGUGCCUCCGGUGCGCCGCCGAGUACCUGGGCAUGACGGAGGACUACGCGGAGGGGAACCUGAUCGCGCAGGCCGAAUCCUUCCUGUCCCGCGACGUGCUCGCCAGCUGGAAGGACGCCAUCAGGGCGCUCGAGACCUGCGAGGGCGCCGUGCUCCCGGCCGCCGAGGACCUCCGCAUCGCGUCCCGCUGCAUCACGGCGCUCGCCACCAAGGCCUGCGCCACCGACGCCAGCGCCGCAUCGGCUUCCGCCUGCGCCUGGGCGCCCAAGAAGAGCGCCAGCCUCGACUGCGGCAGGGUCGACCCCGCGCUCUGGAACGGCAUCGGCUCCGGAGACCACACGCCGCGCGCAGCCUCGGCGGGGAACUCCGUGGACUGGUGGUACGAGGACGUCUCGUUCCUCAGCCUGCCCAUGUUCAAGCGGCUCAUCCAGGCCAUGGAGGCCAAGAGCAUGCGGCCCGAGAGCAUCGCCGGCGCCAUCAUGUUCUACGCGAGCCGGUUCCUCCCGGGCCUCAGGCCCAACACCAGCAGCGGCUUCAGCAACGCCGCCGCCGCCGCCGAAGAAUGCAUCAGCAUCACCACCCCGCGCGCUGCCGGCGCCAACGGCUUGUCCGAGGGCGAGCAGAGGCAGUUCCUGGAGGAGAUCGUGGCGCUGCUGCCGGCCAGAAAGGGCGUGGCGUCCACCAGGUUCCUGCUGGGCUUGCUCCGCACGGCGAUGCUCCUCCACGCGUCCCCGCUGUGCCGGGAGAACCUGGAACGGCGGAUCGGCGCGCAGCUGGAGGACGCCAGCCUCGACGACCUGCUGGUGCCCAACCUCGGGUACACCGUGGACACGCUGUACGACAUCGACUGCGUGCAGAGGAUCCUGGACUACUUCAUGUCGUCCACGGACGGGGUCGGGACCGGGUACACGACGCCGGCGCUGGCGGAGGAAGGCAGCCUGCUUGGGGUGCCCCAGGCCUGCACGCCGUCCACGCAGUCGCCCAUCGCCAUGGUGGCCAAGCUCAUGGACGGGUACCUCGCGGAGGUGGCGCCGGACACCAACCUCAAGCUGCCCAAGUUCCAGGCGCUCGCCGCCGUGGUGCCCGACUAUGCGCGGACUGUGGACGACGGCAUCUACCGCGCCAUGGACAUAUACCUCAAGUCGCACGCGUGGCUGUCGGAGUCGGAGCGGGAGCAGCUGUGCAGGCUGAUGAACUGCCAGAAGCUGUCGCUGGAGGCGUGCACGCACGCGGCGCAGAACGAGAGGCUGCCGCUGCGGGUGGUGGUGCAGGUGCUCUUCUUCGAGCAGCUCCGCCUCCGCACGUCCAUCGCCGGCUGGUUCUUCGUGGCAGACAACGACGGCGGCGCCGGCGCGCACCCGCAACACCCGGGCAACAAUGCCGUCGCCAUCGUCCCCAAGGGUGGCAGUGUUGCUGAAAGCGGCCAGGCCGAUCCCGUUGCGUCCGAGGGGAAGGGGAGCGAGGCCAUGAGCGACGUCAAGGCACGGGUGUCGGAGCUGGAGAAGGAGUGCAUGAUCAUGAGGCAGGAGAUCCGCCGGCUCGGGAAGCCCAGGAGGUCGUGGAACAUCCUCACCAGGAAGUGCGGUUUCGGGGCAAAGGUGCAGCAAACGCACCCUGCCAUGAGAGGCAAAUAAGCCUGCCGCGAGCCAAAGAAUGAAAUCUCAGCUUACUCGGGAGUUAGAUUUUUUUUCCUUCCUAAUUCAAGCUUUUGGUUACAAUGGACUAGGUAGUGUGAUGCAAUAAGGUUCUUCAGCUUUGCAUGGGGAUAAUAAACUAGUAUUUGCACCGUCCUGCAUGCAGCAAUCUCACAUACAUUAACCAUAGUGGUAUUGCACAAAAAUAAACAAUCAAGCUCGUCAGAAAGUGAUCUUGGAAGUUGCUAAAAAUACAUAUCAGGUAGGCCGGUG
Messenger RNA from Brachypodium distachyon (stiff brome), 2335 nucleotides. Its product is annotated as BTB/POZ domain-containing protein At5g03250. The transcript has 4 exons. Lineage: Eukaryota; Viridiplantae; Streptophyta; Magnoliopsida; Poales; Poaceae. The record is from RefSeq and is a predicted model, not a curated record. Gene Ontology annotation, molecular function: protein binding. The coding region runs from base 110 to 2062 and encodes 650 amino acids.